This is a messenger RNA of Colletotrichum truncatum, 300 nucleotides long. The record is from RefSeq and is a predicted model, not a curated record. Lineage: Eukaryota; Fungi; Ascomycota; Sordariomycetes; Glomerellales; Glomerellaceae.
AUGGCUGGAGGGUCCAAGGGGUCGAAACUUCUCAACAUGUUUCGACCACAGUUCUGGGACCGCUUCUUACGAAGUUUUCUUCUCUUUGUCAAGACAAACUUUGGCAACGGCACAUCCCAACGCGCCCUCAAGAUCGUCGCGGUAUACCAAAUUGGCCUGUGGAUUAUUACAUUCUUCUCUGCCGUCAGUCAUAUAAGGGCAGAGCAAGGAGGCGGUGAGAUAUACGCGUACAUUGCUGGUAUGAUGGACGAUGUGUUAGAGCACCGGGGAGUCUUCAUGUUGGACAAGCGAACUGAGUGA